AUGGUCCCUGCCCGGCCCCACUCUUUGCCCGUGCUUCCACUUGCUUUUCCAGAUGCUGUCUAUUUGGUCGAUGCUAUUCAAGGUGGGAAAGUGCUGAUGAAUGCCUGUAAGCCUGCUCUUGAAUCUAGUUACAUUCACCUUCUCAUCUUCUCAUCUCUCCUCAACAAGCUCUCCGCGGUAGCAGCGGUUUGUCCACAGAGACGACCAGUCCUCUUGGCAGCAAUAAGACCAACCUUUUGCCCAGGUGGUGCAUCACGGCGAAACAGUGCUGGCAUGACUAAUAUGUUGAUGGUUACCACCACCAUGGGGAUGCUCCACGGGGUGUUUUGCUUUAUGGUCCACCUGGUACAGAAAUACUUGGAUGAGGGUCCUCGAAUGGUUCGUAAUGUCUUUCGUCUUGCCAAAGAGAAUGCGCCUGCAAUUAUUUUGAUUGAUGAGGUAGAUGCCAUUGCAACUGCUAGAUUUGAUGCACAAACUGAAGCAAAAAAUGCUUGUAUGAUUAUGAUAAUAGGACAAGUGGGGGUGGCAGCUGGAUCAGAAGGAAGUGCACACGAUACUCGGAUCUUCUUGGAUACAAUUAGGAAUCCUAAUUAUAAUUUUUCAAAACCACAAGGAG
Molecule: messenger RNA, 616 nt
Organism: Camellia sinensis
Lineage: Eukaryota; Viridiplantae; Streptophyta; Magnoliopsida; Ericales; Theaceae
Source: RefSeq, a predicted model, not a curated record